AUGUCUACGAUGAAGAUGCUACAGUGCCGCAAGUGCAGCCAGCCGAACAAGCGCAAGGGCAAGUCGCCUUCAUCGGCCGUCAAACGAUCAGUGCGCUGGGACGACGAAAGUGCGCCUGCGCUACAAGUUGCAUUUCACGGCAAGACUCUUGCGCGCUUCUUCCGUAGCUCCGGUGGUUUGUCGCUGUCGUAG
This is a messenger RNA of Aphanomyces astaci, 192 nucleotides long. RefSeq lists its product as hypothetical. The transcript is spliced from 3 exons. NCBI's taxonomy places the organism in Eukaryota, Oomycota, Saprolegniomycetes, Saprolegniales, Verrucalvaceae. Bases 1 to 192 code for a protein of 63 amino acids. The record is from RefSeq and is a predicted model, not a curated record.